CCUCCAGGGCCGCCUGCCGGCGCAUCCCCCCUAGCCGCCAGAUCGACGGCGGCACAGUCUUUUCUUGGUCGUUCCUCUCGGGCCUCGGCAGAUCGACGCCGGCGGCGACUCCUCUCGCCCUGCCCUCCCGAGCCCGGUUUAAAUGGCUGCAAGAAAGGAUAAUGCAGUCCUUAUUGCUUGCCAAGCUCCCAAUGGCCGUGUAACACGAGCUCAAGCUGCUAAUUGUGGAAGGUUUGGAGUGCCUCACCCAGCACCGGUACUUGUCAGAACUGAACGAAAACCAGCGACUAAAGGAAAGGCGAAACGGGGAGCUUCAGAUGAGAACACUUGUGCAAGUGCUCUAACUUCAGCUCCACCUCCUAAAAGGCGAGCAGCACUCAAGGAUGUGACAAACAUAAGCUGUGCAAACUCGUUCAGAAAUUGCACUGCUGUGACUAAGCUACAGUCAAGGCCCACACAGAAGGUAGGGCGAAAUCCAAGCAAAAACAAGCAGUGUGCAAAGAAGGCCCCUAAGCCACCUCUUCCUACUCUUAGUGGAACUUCAUUUGUUGUGAAUGAUUCUCAUAAUGUGGAAGAAACUCAGAAGGCAGAGCUUUUGCCACCAAAAGAGGAGCCCACUGCUCUGCUCGAAAACAAGGGGUCGUUGUCAUUAUGGAAUUUUGCACGGAACAGGGAGAGUGGUGUUCAUGAGCCAUUCUUUCAGGGAAGAAACACAAGAGAUAAAUCUGAAACUGCCGACUCAAACACUGGGGACUAUGUUGGCUUAAACGUUAUAGACAUUGACAAAGAUAAUGGCAAUCCACAAAUGUGUGCUUCCUAUGCGGCAGAGAUAUACAGAAACCUAAUGGCUGCAGAG
Triticum aestivum (bread wheat) is the source of this 856-nucleotide messenger RNA. RefSeq names its product cyclin-A2-1. The record is from RefSeq and is a predicted model, not a curated record. Gene Ontology annotation, biological process: mitotic cell cycle phase transition. Lineage: Eukaryota; Viridiplantae; Streptophyta; Magnoliopsida; Poales; Poaceae. Gene Ontology annotation, molecular function: cyclin-dependent protein serine/threonine kinase regulator activity.